GACCAGUAUGUCCUGGAGAAAGGUUUCUACAGUAACUCUGCCGACUGGGGCUCUUCAGACAACCGCAUUCUGCUGUCCAGCCCAUCCUGCAGGCUCCAAGUGAAAACCAGGGCAGCGUCAGAAGUGAGGUGAUGCUGUACACCGAGCCAGAUUUCCAGGGGGAAUGCCAUGUGUGUGACAAGAACCAGGAGUCCCUCUCUGACAAGCUCGUCGCCAAGUCCUGCAGAGUGGUGGGAGGAAGUUGGGUGGUGUACGAGGGCCGUGAGUAUUCAGGGAACCUGUACAUCCUGUCAGAAGGAGACUACCCCAACUUCACCAGCAUGGGCUGUCCUCCGAACUGUGUCAUACGCUCGCUGAAGACUGUCCCGCUGGUAUUCUCAGUGCCCUCCAUCUCUCUGUUUGGUCUGGAGUGUUUGGAGGGCAGGGAGAUCACAGUGGACACAGAGGUGGCCAAUAUGCUGGAGGAGGGCUACAACAACCAUCUACUCUCGGUCAGAGUCAACCGAGGCUGCUGGGUGAUGUGUGAGCACAGUAACUACAGGGGGCGACAGUUCCUAUUAGAACCCAUUGAAAUCUCCAACUGGCCCAAAUUCAGUCAGCUUCUCACCAUUGGCUCAAUGUACCCAGUACGGCAGAGGCGGCACUUCUUUCGCAUCAAAAGCAAAGAGCGAGGUCACUUCCUGUCCAUCCAGGGUGGCGUAGAGGAAAUGAAGUCGGGRCGCGUGGUGGUGACCGAGCAGGUGGAGGGCAUGAGCGAAAUCUGGUUCUACCAGGAAGGCCUCAUCAAGAACAAGUUGGCUCCUACUAUGAGCCUGCAGGUAAUGGGGAACGUGGAGGCGGGGGCGAAAGUGGUGCUGUGGUCAGAGACCCGGCAGCCUGUCCAGACCUGGUCGGCCCAGAUGAGAGGCACCAUCCCCAGCCUCACCUUCCCUGGCAUGGUGUUGGACAUCAAGGGUGGCAAGCAGUACGACAGAGACCAUGUGGUGAUUUUACCAGAGAGUGAGGAGAGGCCUUGCCAACAGUGGGAGCUGGAGCUGCUGUAACCUUCCAAUAACCUUCCCUCAACCCGCACCCUUCACCCGCUCCUCCAAUACAAUACAUUCCAAUAUCCCCAACCCCUCAGAACUCCUGCUUUUCAGUCUGCGGAGAUGGACAUGGCCUUUAGGAAGCACCACAGACGUAACCUUGUGUCAUYAUGGUCAGGCACUCUCAAGAGGACCCCAGAACAUCUUCAUUGCAGUUAAAGGGUUUCUUGAAUUCCGUGAAGAAUCAUAUGAGGGGUUAUCAUUUUUAGCCUGAAUGUGAGGACAGCAGCAUACGAAUGACUCAACAAUCAACAACCAGUGCUUUUGGAUGUGGUCAACUGGAGAGGAUGGGAAGGGUAGUCCUUCUUUUCCCCUCCCUUAAAAUGUGUGUAUUUGGAUUAUUCUAUUUACAGACAUUCUACCCUCUCAGAUUCUUCCUUGACUUAGAUGGUAUGACCCGGCUUAGCACACACAGUAGUGGACAGAACCAUUCAGUUGAACCCACUAAUGAUUAUUGGGAAGGUCACGUUACAUCUACUAUAUGAUACAUCAUCUGUGGCUACAAGCAGUAUAUUUAAGAGGGAUUCAUAAAGGAAGCCAAAUCUAUGUACAUUAUUUUCUGAAUUGGCUUAUUUCUGUAUUUUUUUUAAAUUUUGUUUGACUAUGUAUGUAGUUUACUACGUUUUGGGAAAACAUUGGAUGGGAAGUGUAUUCUUUAUGCAGUAUAAUACAUACACAAUACAUAUAAUAAUGUAUGAUGCAGUAUAAUACAUACACAAUACAUAUAAUAAUGUAUGAUGCAGUGCAAUGACUCUGUGGGCUUUUAUGCAGUUCCUCUCUAAUGCUACACAGUAUGUUCUUCUAUUUCACUAUGGUCUAUCUAUUUUCAUAGAUAUGAAUCAUACAUUUCCAAUCACUGUCAAUAUACCGGUUACGUUCUUAUUUGUAUUAUUUAACACAAAUGCCUUGCACCUCGAUGCAUUAUUCUUUGAUACCAAAAAUAGAAUGUGAAAAGAAAUGAGUGGUUAUAAAAUAUAUAAAUAUUAAAUAAAACUAUCAAA
This is a messenger RNA of Salvelinus sp. IW2-2015, 2086 nucleotides long. RefSeq names its product beta/gamma crystallin domain-containing protein 2. The record is from RefSeq and is a predicted model, not a curated record. Lineage: Eukaryota; Metazoa; Chordata; Actinopteri; Salmoniformes; Salmonidae.